Anastrepha ludens (Mexican fruit fly) is the source of this 510-nucleotide messenger RNA. RefSeq names its product matrix metalloproteinase-2-like. The record is from RefSeq and is a predicted model, not a curated record. The coding region runs from base 79 to 366 and encodes 95 amino acids. NCBI's taxonomy places the organism in Eukaryota, Metazoa, Arthropoda, Insecta, Diptera, Tephritidae. Gene Ontology annotation, biological process: collagen catabolic process; extracellular matrix organization. The transcript is spliced from 2 exons. Gene Ontology annotation, molecular function: metalloendopeptidase activity.
GUAAACAAAGAGCUAAUACAUUUCUAUCCACUUCUCUUAUCUCUUUCAUUUGCAUACCAACUGCAGUACAAUUACUUGAUGGAGUUUGAUUAUCUGCCUAAGUCGGACAUCGAGACUGGGGCGUUGCGCACCGAAGAGCAGCUGAAGGAUGCCAUACGAAACCUACAGCGCUUUGGCAACAUUCCGGCCACUGGCGAAAUAGAUGAGGCCACCCGAAAACUAAUACACCUGCCACGCUGUGGCGUGGGCGACAGUAAUCGGACUGCCAAUUUCUCGCCAGAUAAUCUACAAUACGGGCACCAUCGCAUGAAGCGCUAUGUGUUACAGGGACCCAAAUGGGACAAAACGGAUUUAACUUGGAGGUGAGUGACAUUCAUUGAAGUCUAUGAUUAAAACUGAGCUAGCUAAUGCAAGAUAUAUGCGUAUAUGAAGCAACAUGCCUAAAAGCAUGCUACACUUUUUUACUGCGGCACGAGCAAAGCUAGGGCGAUGCUGAUUUAAUGAAACGUG